Molecule: messenger RNA, 1215 nt
Organism: Hevea brasiliensis (rubber tree)
Lineage: Eukaryota; Viridiplantae; Streptophyta; Magnoliopsida; Malpighiales; Euphorbiaceae
Product: putative CCR4-associated factor 1 homolog 8
Cellular component (GO): CCR4-NOT core complex; CCR4-NOT complex; P-body
Molecular function (GO): nucleic acid binding; poly(A)-specific ribonuclease activity
Source: RefSeq, a predicted model, not a curated record
CUCAUCUUUAUUCCUGUUCCAAUCGGGAAUGGGAAUACUAUAUAAGGAGACAACUUUCAUGAUUCAUUCUAUUCAUUUUUCUUCUACUUUUUAUCAGGAACUGAGCGAUCACUGCGAGAUGGGGAUUAGGCAAGUUUGGGCGUGUAAUCUCAUGGAAGAACUACAAAAAAUGGAUGCGGCGUUGCACCACCACAAGGUGGUUUCCAUGGAUUCGGAGUUCCCUGGAUUUCUUCGGAAAACCCCUCGCCGGUCUGAUGAGUUAUCGGCAUUCGCUGAUAUGAAGUUCAACGUUGAUAACAUGAAAAUUAUCCAACUGGGUAUUACACUUUCUGAUGAGAAUGGAAUUAUUGCUGGAACUUGGGAGUUUAAUUUCAAGUUCUUGAUAGAAACGGAGGUUUUUUAUGAUCCCAAGUCCAUUGAGUUUCUAAAGGAAAGUGGAAUUGAUUUUGAGGAGCUGAGGAUUAAUGGGAUCGACCAGCUGUUUUUCUCAAACAUGUUCACUUAUGUUUUAAGCAGACAUAGAGACUUGAAGUGGCUAACUUUUCAUGGGCUAUAUGACUUGGCCUACAUGGUGAAGCUGGUUACCAAGAAACCACUGCCCGUAUCUAUGUUGGAUUUCACUGAGAUUAUUGCCACGGUAUUUGGGUGCUGUGUGUUGGAUGUCAAGUACAUGGCACGAUUCUACGAUGACCUGCACUGGGGUGAGCUUGGAUUGGAGAAAUUGGCUAAGAUUCUAGGAGUCAAGCGAGUUGGAGGGUCUCAUCAAGCAGGAUCUGAUAGUCUAUUAACAGCUCGUGUGUUCGCCAGGAUGAAGACGAUGUAUGGGAUAGAGGAAUCUAGAUUUGUGGGGUUCUUGUAUGGCGUCACCACUAGGAUUUGCGAACCAGUGAGUACGCAAGUCCUUCCUACUUUUCCUCGCGCUGUGAACCAGGGAUUCCUCAGCUAUGUCAAGUGCUCCCAGCUUCUCGCUAUUGUCGGCCAAUGAUUCAUGGUGUCUUCCUCUAUCCACCAAUCAUUCAGCAUCAGUACAGGGUUCUGUAGAUUCCUUAUACAAGGAUGUGGUCUUUUCUUCAAGUAACUAUAUGUUAUUUAGGAUUUUGUUGUAGAUUUCCUUUAUAUAUUUUUAUCAUAGCACAUAUAUGAUUGAAACGAUUAUAAGCACAAUAAACAAAAAUUCUUAUCAAGUAAUAAAUAUAACAUAUUGGCAUGUGUAAA